AUGCGUGUCUCCCUACUCGUCGUUGUCGUUGCUUUGACAGCAUCUAUGUCUGUCGCUGUGCGGCAGGGAUUCAACCACGUGACUCACCUGCGCCCCUUAGCAAGGAAGAUUGGUCUGCGGGAAAAAUUGAGCCGGAAGCCCGAGUGGCACGUCGCGACAAUAGUCAAAACCCACUCGAGGGCAUACGGAAGCGCGCGUUAUGAUGAAAGUGAAAGAGGGGGGGGGGGGGGGGAAAGGGGAUUGAUUUUCUUCAUCGAGCGAGUGUCGGAUGGGAUACAAGGGACAGUUGGAACGGGCACGGACUGCAAGGGAAUCAAUGCCAGACCUCUAUGGCGGGAGGCUACGGCUCUCUCUAUCGAGGACAGCUACGACGCACGCGAGGACUAUCGACUACGAGCCAGGACUCCUGCUCCUGCGCCAGGACCCUGCCACUCCCGACCUGACCUGCCAGAGCGCCCCGCUCCACAGUUGACGAGGAAGAGGAACUUGGCAGAGCGUUAG
Molecule: messenger RNA, 501 nt
Organism: Suillus plorans
Lineage: Eukaryota; Fungi; Basidiomycota; Agaricomycetes; Boletales; Suillaceae
Exons: 4
Coding region: 1-501 (166 amino acids)
Source: RefSeq, a predicted model, not a curated record